This is a messenger RNA of Adelges cooleyi (spruce gall adelgid), 2947 nucleotides long. RefSeq names its product diacylglycerol lipase-beta (gene inaE). Gene Ontology annotation, biological process: lipid metabolic process. The coding region runs from base 674 to 2815 and encodes 713 amino acids. NCBI's taxonomy places the organism in Eukaryota, Metazoa, Arthropoda, Insecta, Hemiptera, Adelgidae. The record is from RefSeq and is a predicted model, not a curated record. The transcript is spliced from 13 exons.
AGCGUCUUCGACCGCGUAGUGCGUACGGACGACGGUCACUUGCGCGCGCGCGAGAGAGUAUCCCCGGGUAUCGUUUCGGUUCAGUUGCAGAGCGACUGCGUGCGCAACAGUUGUCAGUGGCGCGCGGCGGCGGGCAGUUUCACAACAAAACACUGCUGUGUUGCAGACGUGAUAGCCUGUUAUCUCCGAAUAUCUCCGUUCGCGAGUUGAGUUUUUUUUUUUUUUUUUUUUAUCAAGUUUGAAAAUUUUCAGUUUAAUUUUUCGUACAAACGAUUUCCGUUUUCGCGUUGGACAAAUUAAUUAUCGUUAAAAAACAGGCGAUUCACGUCGGUAAAAUUCAAUUUUUAGAUACGUGCGACGACCGUCGUCGGUUUUCGUCGGUGAAAUUUUUAUGCAAUAAGUGCGUUUUUUCGUACGAAGUAGGUCGCGACAGCUUUUUUUUUUUUUAUUUCUUCGCGGCAUUCCAAACGGUUUAUGCCAUCCGUUAAUCGUUGGGUUUUAAUUGAAAAUAAAAAUAAUUCAUAUUACUAUUGUCAAACACACGUCAUCAUGCCGUCGGAAUAAACCAUUAUGGUGCAACGAUUUCUUAAGCAAUGGACUUGAAACCCCAACGCAAUAUGUAUUAUGACACUACUAGAUAAGCACGUCAUCAUAAAGGCGUCGAACUACCACGAUGCCGUCUAUGAAAAUGUUUGGUCGUAGAUGGCUCGCGGGUACAGAUGACUUGGUAUUUCCUGGAUUGCUGGAGUUGUUGAUGCGAGGAAUAUGGCUGGCGCUGAUGAGUUGUGCGCUGUGUCGGUACUAUCAUUGGACGUUCAACUGCGUGACUGGCGGAUUGUUUGUCCGGAUCUACCUGAUCGGCAUUGUGGUAAUGCAUUCUAUAAUUAUCCUUCUGGUGAUGGUGUUGGUCAACCGGAGCGCACAAGGAGCCAUUUACGACACGAAGGCCAGGCGAGCCGUACCGCACCUGUUGGUGGCCAAGAUCGUCUUGCUCGUACCGGAAAUAACGCUCAACGUGUUCGGCACCAUUUGGACGUACACCAAUUGCAUACAGUGCGGCAGCGAACACUUCACCAACACGGUGGUCGAGAUCAGCGUGCUGUUCAACUGGGUCGUGUUGGGCGGUCUGAUAUUCGUGUUGGCCAUGAUCCUGGAUCCGGUGGGCUCGUUGAAACUUCAAGAGGGCGCCAACGGCAACGUGGACACGGACACGCUGUUGCACCGCAAGGUCACGCGCAUCUGGGUCAGACGGUUCCGGUGGUUCUUUUGCUGGCUGAUAAGGGACGAGCAUUCGCACGAGGCGUUCUCGCAGGCCGCCAGUCUGAUGAGCUCCAUGUUCAGGAACACCGACAUUGUGCCCUCGGACUUCAUCGCCGGCUUCGUGUUGUUGAGGGUGAAACAGAAGCGCGAAUCCAGAGAACAAAGGCGGUUGGCUUUGUUGGCCGAACAGCGGUACAACUGCACGUCCGUCGUUUCUGAGUGUUUCACUAGCAAACCCAGUUGGAUGUGUCUGAAAAGAGCGAGGCAUUACCUCCAGUUGUCCAUUGCCAUCUACGGUUGGCCUUUCUUGAUCUAUCGUUAUUGUAUUACCGGCCUGUUCAAAAUGAUGCCAAAGUUCCUGUGCUGCGCUUGUUUUCGAUCCAAACCUACCAUCGUCAAAGAAGAUAACUGCUGUCUUUGUAACUUUGCGGCCAUCCGUUAUAUGUCUAAGCUGCAUUCCAAAGACAUUCUAUUUGCGUCGUUCGUCAAUCAUAUAUUCGAGUUGCCCUUCUUUGUAGCGGUCGAUCACGAGACGAGCAGUAUAGUGAUAUCCAUCAGGGGAUCAUUGUCGAUGCGAGAUAUUUUCACAGAUUUAACGGCCGUGGUCGAAAAACUCGACGCAGAAGGCGCACCUCCGGACAGCUAUGCACACAAAGGAAUGCUUUGCUGCGCCAAAUACAUUAAAAACGAACUGGAAGAUCAUAACGUCAUUGAAAAAGCGUUAAUAAAUUUUCCCGAGUACAAUCUCGUUAUCACCGGUCAUAGUUUGGGCGCCGGCACUUCGGUGCUGCUGGCAUUCUACAUGCGACCGACUUACCCUAAUCUCAAAGUGUACGCUUUUGCGACGCCAGCUGGGUUAUUGAGUCGAGAGGCUGCACGGAUAGCCGAAGAGUUUACCUUAUCCGUCGGCGUCGGUGACGAUAUGGUCAUGCACAUGACAAUAGACAACGUGGAAGAUCUGCGCACUAACAUGCUGAAUGUGCUGCAAGCGUGCCGAUUGCCAAAGUAUCGAGUGUUUCUUAACGGAUUUGGAUACGCUCUAUUCGGCGUACCGUCUAGAGAUCUCGAGUCUACGUGGCGUCAUCGGUCUCCUUCAGAGAUACGCAAUUCACCGCUGUUGUCGGCACACUCGCCCGUUCUAUCCAUGAUUACGCAAAACGACGGCUUUCCAACAGAUAACAUAAGCAAUCAUCAUCUAGUCCCGACCACGUCUUCGUAUCCCUACGAACAACCUAUCUCCAUAUCGUCUACUUAUAAUCUAGAAACCAGGAGAUACUCGAAGAUACGUUUGUACACACCAGGUCACAUAUUACAUAUAACAAAGAAAAAGAAAAGCAAAGAACAGAAAAAAGCCGACAAGAAAUCCGGUACCGACAGCAAUGAAUACAACUAUGAAAUGCGAUGGGCCUCACCCGAAGACUUCAAGGAACUUCGAGUCAUGCCGCGCAUGUUGUUGGACCAUUUGCCAGAAAAUGUUUUGAAAACUAUUGAUAACGUCCUCAAUGAACAAAGAACGGAAAUCGGUUUCGAUUUGGCUCAAUUAACUAUGAUUUAAGUGUAGUGUACUUAUUUAAAAAAAAAAAAAAAAGACAUUUUAUAAUAAUAUUCAUUAUUGUUGAUGUAACUGAACUUGAUAUAAUUAAUGCUCAAAUUUUCCUCUCUCUCUCUCUCUAUCUCUUUAUCUUUA